ACUCCAGUGCUGAAGAAGGGGUGGUAACACGUUGAUGCUGCUGAGUUUCCUCCAGCAGCGGUCGCAGGCGGCUGCCGAACUUGGGCUGAAAUUGCGAGCGCUUCCCUCCCCGGCACUUCGCAGAGAAACUCGGAGAGGCAGCAGGUGAAAUUUAAAAAAAAAAAAAACAAACCAAAAAACAACCAAACACCACUUGAUCAUGGGAAAAUCAGCUUCCAAACAAUUUGCUGAAGAAGUCUUGAAAGCACACAAUGACUACAGGAAGAAACAUGGAGUCCCCCCAUUAAAACUCUGCAAGAAGCUAAACAGAGGAGCCCAACAGUAUGCAGAAGAACUGGCUACCACAAGGGUACUCAAGCACAGCUCUGAGUCUGCCAGUGGAAAAUGUGGAGAAAACCUAGCUUGGGCAUCCUAUGACCAACCAGGAAAGGAUGUGGCUGACAGAUGGUACAGUGAAAUAAAAAACUACAGCUUUCAAAAUCCAGGGUUUUCUUCUGGGACAGGUCACUUCACAGCAAUGGUUUGGAAGAACACAAAAAGGAUGGGAGUCGGAAAAGCAUCUGCUAGUGAUGGCUCAACAUUUGUGGUGGCUAGAUAUGAUCCAGCUGGAAAUGUAGUAAAUCCAGGCUAUUAUGAAGAGAAUGUCCUUCCUCCAAGAAAAUAGUUUGGUGUUUUUUUUUUUUUUCAAACUGUAGUCUUACUGCUUGAUGACAAAUGAACCUGGAUUUGGAUUUAACAGUGUUUGAAAUGAAUUACCAUUGAAUGAAAUUUCCUGUUUGGUACUGCUGUUCACUUCUCAUUACAGAGGAAGCAAUUACUUUUUGCUUCAGGUGAGCUGCAGAUUAGGUCCCUGUUUCUGAGGGGCUUCAGUUUAUGUAAGGAGGAAGUACACGCAGCAUUUCCGAAGGGUAAAAUUUAUGAGGGUUAUUUUUUUCUAAUAGUUUGCAUGAAUUCUGUGUCAGCAUGUGAGUGAUCACAUGUUGGAUGUCUAUUUUUAAAGAGGCAAAUUUAUAGCUUUCUGUAAACUGAAGAUACCAGCUUGUAAUUAUAUCAUGUACUCCCAGUUUCCCAGUAUUUUUUAAUAACUGUAAGUUCUUUGCUCUAUCUAUACCUCCUGCUGCUGUGGGGCUAACUCUCUGCAGAUGGAACAUAUGCAAAGCUUUCUGUAUGAAAGGUACAUGUGUAAAAUGUAGUGGCAUUCAGACCUAUACGGGUGUUUUUUUUAAGAGGAUCUCAUGGAACACUAAAAUGUUGCUGUCAAAAUUGUAUCUGUCAAGCAAGCUAUAUCUUAUGCAUGGCCUGAAAACUACUAAAUUUGUUUAAAUCCUAGCAUUACAUUUUAGGUGCUAAUAUUUCAAAUCUCUUUGAGAUGAGUGUAUUUAAAAUGGAAUCCUCAUUUUACAGUUUACAGUAUGUACUUUGUCUUACAAUCAAAUAGUUUACUUCUGUUACAGGAAAGGAAGACUCUCACUUUCCUUCUAGAUACUUGCUCACAAAGAAAGUUUCUUUGAUGGACCGUGUUGGAUUUUAUUUCUCAACAACUUGUUUUUAUUUCCUGGGGAAUAUCUUCUGCAGGUGUCAUGCUAUAGAGACAAUGACAUUCCCAAAUCAUCUCUUGUCUCCUAUAAUAAUGUCACUGUAGGAGGUAUUCAUGUGGUCAUAAUUCAGAGAUGUGUACUCUUUGUUGACAUCAUUCAAUAAUAAUAAAAAUAUUUUGUGCACUGGAUGGAUGCCUUGAAAAAAUUAAGACUUAAUUUCCUUAAAAGCAACCAAGAAAAAAUUCUGACACCUUUUUUUUUCCUCCUCUGAAAUGCGAAAAGGUCCAUUUUGGUCAGGUUCGUGUACUGUGCUUCAGUUUGAGGUAUUCUUCUCUUUGAAAAUAUUUCUUUUGACUUGGAGAUUCUGUGUGCCGGAAUUUUAUUCAUGAGAGUGCCAUUACAGAAAUACUUUUGUUUACACAGUUGAAAUAAACUGCACUGUUACGGCUUGAUUAUACAUCACUGUGAUGCUGUAUGUUACAAUCUCUUUGCUGUAACCAAGAAUUUAACACAUACAAUGAACUGCCGAAAAUUAAAUAUUUUUUAAUAUGAACUACUUAAGCUUUUGCUGUUACCCGAGUCCUUGCUGAGUAAUCUACAAAUUUGAUUACCAGGACAUUGACAUAUGACAUUACUACUUUUGCAAGAUGGCACAAACGAAGAAGCAAGAAUUCUAGUCCAGGAAAGAAAGAAGAGCCCUUCUAAGGUUUAAUAAAUCAUACCCUUUACACAAAGAUGGAGCUAGCACUUGAAUCUGAAGAUGAAGAGGCGUACUUUCUCUCUCUGUUGAACUCCUGCUUUGUAUCUAUCUCAUUUCAUUUCUGCUGCCCCCUCACUUGGUUGACAUAUUCUGAGUACAGAAUACCCACUCCACUCCUACCUAGAUGUGUGUGUUUCAGUAACUGCAGUCUUGGGGCCUUUCUCUCUUCAACACCACUGGUGAAUGUUGCACCUCUGCACAGGAUAAUGUUUUAUGUGUAUUUAUGACAAUAAAUAUGACUUUCUUUUUU
Calypte anna (Anna's hummingbird) is the source of this 2548-nucleotide messenger RNA. RefSeq names its product GLI pathogenesis related 2 (gene GLIPR2). The record is from RefSeq and is a predicted model, not a curated record. Gene Ontology annotation, cellular component: extracellular region. Bases 200 to 664 code for a protein of 154 amino acids. NCBI's taxonomy places the organism in Eukaryota, Metazoa, Chordata, Aves, Apodiformes, Trochilidae. The transcript is spliced from 5 exons.